Messenger RNA from Staurois parvus, 291 nucleotides. The record is from the annotation of a GenBank genome assembly. NCBI's taxonomy places the organism in Eukaryota, Metazoa, Chordata, Amphibia, Anura, Ranidae.
UGCUUUGCAUCCGCUGUUCCUCUGCUCUCAUCAGCCUUCCUGGCAGCAAUCUCAUCAGCCUUCCUGGCAGCAAUCUCAUCAGCAUUCCUGGCAGCAAUCUCAUCAGCUUCCUGGCAGCAAUCUCAUCAGCAUUCCUGGCAGCAAUCUCAUCAGCUUCACUCAGCUCACAUGGCCCCUUCAUUUAGCAUCGUCCAAAACAUGGCUGCAGUCUCCUCUUCCUGUUCACUAAACUCCAACUCUGAGUGCAAAACCCCACCUCUUCAUGAAUAUACAAAUAUCUAUGCAGUCUGA